Linnemannia hyalina is the source of this 636-nucleotide messenger RNA. The record is from the annotation of a GenBank genome assembly. NCBI's taxonomy places the organism in Eukaryota, Fungi, Mortierellomycota, Mortierellomycetes, Mortierellales, Mortierellaceae.
AUGGGCGCAUUCAGCUUCGAAGUCACCCUUGCCAGGAUCACCGGCCCCGAGUUCAUCGAGUUUAUGUGGGAGAAGAUCAACACCGCUCCAUGCCAAGUCGCCAUCUUGGCCAUGAUCUUGCACGUUACCAACUACAAUGUCACUGCCCGCUUCGAGUACAACACUCGAGGAUUCACCAAGGUGCUUGGAAAGAACGCCAUUUACUUCUACGCUGUUUACUUGAUCUUGAGUGCCCUCAUCCGCGACCACUUCAUCCACCUCGCCGUCGCCCCUGAUGCUGGCUCUCUUGUAUUGCUCCCUGCCACCGUCGCCACUGUCCUCGGAGCCGUCUGCUUCGUCUCCGGGGCUCUCUUGAACCUCUGGACCUUGAAGUCGCUCGGAAUCAAGGGAAUGUACAACGGCGACAGCUUUGGCUUCUUGUUCGAUGCUCCCGUUGAGGAUGGUCCUUAUCAGUACUUCAGCGACCCCCAAUACGUCGGCACCACCUUGUCGCUUGUCGGCACUGGCAUCUAUUACCAGUCUGUCAUUGGAUAUAUCUUGGCCGUUGACAUGUACAUCAUCUUCUGGAUCUCCGUCAUGUUCUUCGAGGGUCCUCACAUGAACCGCAUUUACUCCAAGAAGACCAAGUCCGAGUAA